AUGCUGGCGUCUAAAUAUGAAACAUGCCUUCUAUUUAACGAUCAACAAAAGAAUUUGGGAUCACCUUGUGGUCAUGUUCAUUUCAAAGACAAAUUAAGUAAAAUAUUACCAAGUGAUGCGGAACUUUCUGACUCAUUGACCGCCUAUUUUAAAUCUCUUCGACUAGAUACUACCUUGAAUCGAAUCAUCGAACAGGAAAUGAACGGUGUUAAAAAGAUAACACCCGAAUCCAUAUGGAAGAAUUUAUCAUAUUCUCAAAAACGUUGGCAGCUGUUUACAGUUUUAUACGAGGAAGCUAUUGACUUUGUUUCAAUGGAUACUCUUUGCAUUGCAAUCUCACUUUUAGAUCGUUGCUAUUCUAGAAAACCCUCUAUCCCGUCAAAGGCUUUUAAGAUUUAUGCGAUUGGUAGUUUAUUUGUCGCCUGUAAACUCACAAGCGACUAUACGGUUGCAAAAAAAAGUUUUUGUAAACAGCUUGCACCAAGUUUAUCAAUACGUGAACUGGAGAAAUAUGAAAAGAUUGUACUGUCUCUACUGUCCUAUGAUAUAUAUGUCUUGUCGCUUCCCUCCGUCGAAUCCUACCUUACUCCUCUGAUAUUCCAGCAUUGGUAUUUCAAAACGCUUUCAGAAGAGGAUUCCGAACAGAUGAUGUGUGAGUGGCAGUAUAUGUUAGUUGAGAUAAUGAAGGGUAUGCUAUAA
This is a messenger RNA of Schizosaccharomyces octosporus yFS286, 699 nucleotides long. RefSeq names its product meiosis specific cyclin Crs1. The transcript has 4 exons. NCBI's taxonomy places the organism in Eukaryota, Fungi, Ascomycota, Schizosaccharomycetes, Schizosaccharomycetales, Schizosaccharomycetaceae. The record is from RefSeq and is a predicted model, not a curated record. The coding region runs from base 1 to 699 and encodes 232 amino acids.